AUGUUGCAUCGUCGGCUGCGCCUGCUGUUCUACAUCGGCUACAGUCAGAUGCUCAUCUACGGGCUGCUGCCGUCGACGUUGCAGAGCAGCCUAGGCCGGGUGAGCGUGAGCCGAGUGUCCGCCGGAUAUCUGAUCUAUAGUGUGUGCCCGGCCCUGUUCGUGUUGGCCGAGACGCCGUUCAUGAUGGCCAGCGGCCUCUUGGGCAGCUAUAUGCGUCACAACGUUGUCCUGCAGUGGUCCCAGCUGCUGAUGACGUCUUUUCGCAUUGUCGCCUUGCUCAGCUGCUAUGGCACCGUUUGGCUGCAGCGCCGCCGGCUGAUGCAGCUCUACGCCGACCUACUGCAACGCUGGCACGCCCACUGGCCGACCCUGUGCCGAGUGAAUGGUGCCAAGUCCCUGGAGCGCCUGCAACUGGAGUUGGCUGGCCAAAUGCUACGGAUGCUGUGCGUCAAUUACUCCAUGGUCAUCCUCUCGCUCAUCAUGCAAUUCCGCCUGCACGCGCGCACCAAUCUGUUGUUUUUCCUCUUUCGCAUUGCCACGAUGCUAAUGCUAUCGGCUCAGCGAGUGAGCUUCAUAACUCUGCUGCUCCUGCUCAUUCACCAGUUCCGAGCCGUGCAGCUGGCACUGCAUUCGCUCAGCCGCUCGCGCUGCUCCCAGGCAGAGCUGAGCCGAGUGGCCCGCAUACACAGCGAGUGGCUGCUGCUGGCCAGACGCGUCUUCAGCAUCUACGAUCUGGCCAAUGCCAGCAUCUUUCUGAACAUGUUCGCCGUGAACGUGAGCAUCUUCUAUCAUGCCAUUCAGUUCGGCAACAAGACCAUCAAGUCCAACUACGUGGGCAUCCUCAUUGGCGACGCACUGGUCAGCCUCAACAUAUUGAAUUCAGUUCUGCUCAUGAAUCUGCUGGAUGAUGCACUGAGGGCCUGCAACGACUCGGCUCUGCUGCUGCUUCAAUUCAACGAUCUGCGUCGACUGAGCGCAGAGUCACACAAGGAGCUGGAGCUCUUUGGCCAUCGUCUGCGCAACAAUCGCCUGGUCUAUCGCAUAUGCAGCUGCGUGAUCCUGGAUAAGCCCGCCUGCCUGAGCUACAUGGCCGCUGUGCUGACCCAUGUCAUCCUGCUAAUGCAGUUCGAUCUGAAGCGUCGCCAUGAGCAGGGAUUGAAAUAUGAAAGCUUCUUCAAAAAGGAAAAUUAG
Molecule: messenger RNA, 1191 nt
Organism: Drosophila mojavensis
Lineage: Eukaryota; Metazoa; Arthropoda; Insecta; Diptera; Drosophilidae
Product: putative gustatory receptor 58b
Exons: 2
Coding region: 1-1191 (396 amino acids)
Biological process (GO): sensory perception of taste
Cellular component (GO): membrane
Source: RefSeq, a predicted model, not a curated record